Molecule: messenger RNA, 763 nt
Organism: Zingiber officinale
Lineage: Eukaryota; Viridiplantae; Streptophyta; Magnoliopsida; Zingiberales; Zingiberaceae
Product: biogenesis of lysosome-related organelles complex 1 subunit 1-like
Exons: 3
Coding region: 165-488 (107 amino acids)
Biological process (GO): endosomal transport
Cellular component (GO): BLOC-1 complex
Source: RefSeq, a predicted model, not a curated record
GAAUCUACACUUUCAAUUAAUGAUACAUUGAUAACUAUUUUGAAGGGAAAAGAAACUAAUCUAUCUUUGCAAAUGAUCCCAACAAAAGGUGCAUUCGUUUAGGGUUUCUCAAUGAGCCGUGUGGUUGUGACUGCGCAAGACAUUCGUUUAGGGUUCCCGGAGCAAUGGAGGGUGUGAGGGCGGAGGUGGGAAGUUUGGAAUCGUCGCUUCUACAGAUCGUCCAGGAACAUCAACGAAGGUCAAUUUGCAUCAGAGAGAAAACAGAUAAAGCUAAGAAGGAUGCUUUACAAACUGCUAUACGAGUUUCUGAGCUUCUGGUUGAGACUGUUAAUGGACAAGUUGAAGCCACAUUUAUAAAUGAGAAACGGAUUGAACUUGAAAUUCAUGCUUUAGUUAGUACGAUUAUGCGUUAUAAAAAGCAAACAGACCAAUGGCUUGCAGCUUCCCAUGCAUUGAACACUGUUAUAAAGGUGCUCUAUCCUCACUGAAUUACAAAGAAAUUGGUGAUUUUGAGAACUGGAUGAAGAUCAUGGAUUUCGACUGUAAAACCGUAAAUGCAGCUAUCCGAAAUAUCCACCAGAUAUGAGCCAAGUGCCCCUACAACCGUCCUCAAUUAGGGACCAUGUCAACAUUGAGGUUCCAAAACUCUACUAAUGUACAUUUCCUUAGACAAGAUCUUUCAGUUCUAAGCUGUAAACAAUUUGUGUUAUCUCCACUGUUAUUAUUUAACAUUGCAAUUGUUAAUCCCAAGUUUGUCAGAAAA